AUGCGCAGUAAUUUGUGGCGGGUUUUAUGGGGUGACAAAAAACACACGGCCAAUGAAUGCGUUGCCAAAGUGACGCGCGAAGCUGGAAAAGAAAAUAGGGUUGAGAGAAGUGGCGCAGGGAAUUAUUUAGUAAAAAUGAAGGAAGCUUUCCUUUUUUUUUAUUAUUUUGUAGCUCGUUCCAGGAAAAUAAAAAAGACUUCAAUUAUAAAUACUGGAUUUAAAUAUAUUUUAUUUUUUUCCUUUUUUUUUUAUUUUUUUGUAUUCCUUUCUGUGCUUUUUUUCUUCUCUUUCAUUUUUUUCGACGUCAUUUUAUUCUUUUUCUCUCUUUUAUUUAAUUACUUUUUUAUACAUUUUUCUUCAUCUUUAUUUUUGCUUCUGCUUCUCCUCCUCUUUUACGUCUUUCUUUUCUUUUUCAUUGGACUCGAUCCUUUCCUUCUUUUUCCUGUUCUUUUAACUUUCUUUCUUUUUCUUUUCCUUUUUUUUUUGUUUAUUCUUCACCGUCAUUUUUUUAUCGUCGUUUUUCGAUCUUAG
Messenger RNA from Acanthosepion pharaonis, 531 nucleotides. Lineage: Eukaryota; Metazoa; Mollusca; Cephalopoda; Sepiida; Sepiidae. The record is from the annotation of a GenBank genome assembly.